AUGCAAAACAAGCACAAUUUGAAACAGAGAUUUGAAGAACUUCGAGGAAUCCAAGCUGCACAACACCAUCAGACCUCGUUCAUCAAGUUUUACCCCACUCCUGUUAUGGGCUUCGACUUGGGCGACAUCGGCACCGAAGACAUAGCAGACGCAAGUUGGUCCACUCUAGAGGGACUGGAUCAAACUUUUAAGGCUGGUUUAGAAGCAAAGUUCAUUUUGUUCCCCAAUACACCUGAUGGAGAAAUAAGUAACCAGCCUAAUCUCAUACUGCAAAUUGAAGUUCUCAUACAACCAGACAAAGAUGUCAUACAAGUCUCUGUUUGCAACACAGAAAGCGGUAGAUUCGAAGUGAAAUUUAUACCCAAAGUACCCGGUACUUACAGCAUUGAAGUGAAGAUUAAUGGAGAUACACUCGCCAACUCUCCGUUCACUGUGGCGGUGAAGGAGCGUGAACUUAUUGUGGUCGGUGAGUUGGAUCUGAAUUUAUUAAAAGGAGAAGGGGUCAACGAUCUAUUUGGAAUCGCGGUAAAUACGAUAGGGAAUAUUGCCGUAACUGAUUGUGGUACAAACUCCGUUUACAUAUUCGAUAAAAAUGGUAAAUGUCUGAGAAAAAUUGGAGUUAAAGGACAAUUUAGAAACCCAUUUGGCGUGACAUAUUUGAACGAUGACGAGAUUUUGAUUACAGGCACAGGUAACGGCAGAAUAAAACAAAUUAAUAUCCAAACGGGAACUGUUGUGAACACUUUAGGAAGAGCAGUAGGAAAAGGAGAGUUUCAUUUCCCUUCUGAUGUUUGUUUGGAUGAAGAACGUCGCAUUGUUGUAACCGAAUUUUGGAAAAGUAGGAUACAGGUGAUGUCACCUGAGGGAGAAACCAUUUCCAUCUUUGGAAACAUCGGCCCAGAAAAGUUAAACAACUCAAAGAGCUGCUUCUCUUACAAAGACAAGUUUUUCAUAUCCGAUAGCGGAAAUCAUUGCAUUAAGGCUUUCGACAAGUCAGGAACAUUCUUAUACAGAUUUGGCAAACGGGGCAAUCAAGAUGGACAAUUUGACAGCCCGUAUGGUUUGCUUAUAAACAGAUCCCAUUGCCUUUUGGUGUGUGAUCAGCUCAAUCAUCGAGUUCAGCAGUUUUCUCUGGACGGUCGCUUCACUGGAAAAAGUAUCACUCAUUUACCUAGUCCUCGUGGAAUAACAGCAACAUCAGAUGGACGUAUUCUCGUGACUACCCCUAAAAAGAUUUUCAUAUUAAAGUAG
Pocillopora meandrina is the source of this 1251-nucleotide messenger RNA. The record is from the annotation of a GenBank genome assembly. NCBI's taxonomy places the organism in Eukaryota, Metazoa, Cnidaria, Anthozoa, Scleractinia, Pocilloporidae.